Messenger RNA from Zingiber officinale, 1111 nucleotides. RefSeq lists its product as uncharacterized. Bases 54 to 971 code for a protein of 305 amino acids. The transcript is spliced from 7 exons. Gene Ontology annotation, cellular component: chloroplast. Lineage: Eukaryota; Viridiplantae; Streptophyta; Magnoliopsida; Zingiberales; Zingiberaceae. The record is from RefSeq and is a predicted model, not a curated record. Gene Ontology annotation, molecular function: oxidoreductase activity.
UUUCGCGCCUGUCGCAGUACAAGCAGAUAAGGUGGGGUUGCGGCCGCUCUCUCAUGGCGAUGGCGAUGGCGAUGCCGAUGCGCGUCUCCUUCCCUGCCAGCGCAUCUUCCGGCUUUGCCAAGAUCUCUCAAGAUCCAGCUUCCUUCUCGCUCUCCCGCUUCCCCAGAGCUUCGACCGCGAGGAGGCGAACCUGGAUCGUGGCAGUGGCCGACGGGUCCAUCCUCUCCGUCCUCGUCACCGGCGCCGGUGGAAGAACAGGCCAAAUUCUUUACAAGAAGCUGAAGGAAAGACCAGAACAGUUUGUUGCUAGAGGCUUAGUUAGGACAGCAGAGAGCAAAGAGAAAAUAGGCGGUGCUGAUGAUGUUUUUAUAGGUGAUAUAAGGAAUGUAGAUAGCAUCCUUCCUGCUGUUGAAGGUAUAGAUGCACUCAUCAUUCUCACGAGUGCUGUGCCAAAGAUGAAACCAGGAUUUGACCCAACCAAAGGUGAACCACCUGAGUUUUAUUUCGAAGACGGAUUAAAUCCUGAGCAGGUUGAUUGGAUUGGUCAAAAGAAUCAAAUUGAUGCUGCUAAAGCUGUCGGUGUUAAGCAAAUAGUUUUGGUUGGUUCCAUGGGUGGAACAAACAUCAAUAAUCCACUGAACAACAUUGGGAAUGGAAACAUACUAGUAUGGAAGCGGAAAGCUGAACAAUAUUUAGCAGAUUCCGGGAUACCAUAUACAAUUAUAAGGGCUGGAGGUUUACAGGACAAAGACGGGGGCCUGAGAGAACUGCUCGUCGGAAAGGAUGAUGAGCUUCUCAAGACAGAAACUAGGACAAUCGCAAGAGCUGAUGUAGCAGAGGUUUGCAUCCAGGCUCUUCAGUUUGAAGAGUCCAAGUUUAAGGCACUUGAUCUGGCAUCAAAACCAGAGGGCACAGGUUCGCCCACUACUGAUUUCAAGGCACUAUUCUCGCAAAUUACAUCUCGUUUCUGAUGUCACAUCUAGGGCAAGUUGCUAAAUUUUUUUGCUUUUGCUUGAGUUCACAUUGACAAUAGCUUGACGAUACCAUUUACUUUCCGUGUUGUUAUGUGGCCAUCUAAUUUGCAUAAGUGCUGCUAAAUUUGCUUUCUUCA